Microsporum canis CBS 113480 is the source of this 2589-nucleotide messenger RNA. RefSeq names its product fes/CIP4 homology domain-containing protein. The transcript has 7 exons. The record is from RefSeq and is a predicted model, not a curated record. The coding region runs from base 1 to 2589 and encodes 862 amino acids. Gene Ontology annotation, biological process: septin cytoskeleton organization. NCBI's taxonomy places the organism in Eukaryota, Fungi, Ascomycota, Eurotiomycetes, Onygenales, Arthrodermataceae. Gene Ontology annotation, cellular component: endocytic vesicle; cytoplasm; plasma membrane.
AUGGAACUGUCGCGACAAGAAUACCCUGCCCUGGCGGAACGACGCCGGCUGGAGGAAGUAUACUACGUUGGGCUUCGGAAGCUUGCGCGGAGACCACACCCAGAGGGAGGACAGGCAUUAGGAGUCUUUGAAGUACCAUGGCAGCGCAUACUUUCUGCUACGGAGUCCAUGGCUCAAUCGCAUGAAGCCUUGGCAACCGGAAUCGAGACAGAUGCUGAAAAGCCCCUAAGGGAAUAUGAAACCAAAAAUGCCGACAUGAAGUCAAUGGUAUCAAUCCAAAACGAUCUUUCAUCUCUCGUCAAGACGUUAGAAACCGCGCAGAAGAAGCUCGAUAAGAUCAAAGAUAAAGGACCCAAGCAUGCUUCGAAGGUGCCUGGUGCACAGUCUGCUGUAGAUGAUGCCAAAACACAGUGGCAGUCCAGAGCACCCUUUGUUCUCGAGCAAUUACAGGCCAUCGACGAACACCGUGUGAACCACUUGCGAGAUAUCCUUACCCAGUACCAGACCCACGAGUCAGACCAGGUUGAGCGCAGCCGCCAGGCUGCAGAGAGCUCGCUCAAUUCCCUUCUAAACAUACAAGCCGGAGAGGAGAUCCGCGCAUACGUUAGCAAGAAGAGCGGAGGAAGACUGCCAGCUGAAAUUGCCCCCUCCACUCCCGCUACACCGUCUGCUCGACAGGAGACACCGACAAGCCCCAAACCAACUCCACCCGCUAUGGCAGAACCGCUACCCUCGCCUCCCCCGGUUCACGAUGACAGUGCAAGCCAGCGUUCUGGCAUGUCUGCUCAACGUCGCCCAAGCCUCCAACAGGCGCCGGAACCUCGCCAUACCGCCUUUGGUGGCUUAAAACGACUUGGAACUGUUAUGGGGAGACGAAAGAGCAUGAUUGUUCCUUCUCCUGGGCCGUCUGAGAAGAAGUUUCGAUCCCCCUUUACUCCAUUCCGUCGCGCCGACCCAUCCCGCAAUUUUCAACAAAUGGACGAAUCGGACGGUCCUAAUGGCUUAGAAACGGUUACUUCGAGCGAGUCUCAGCGACCAUCCUCGUCUGCUUUACAUGACUCAGCGAUCGUCGAAUCGCCCCCUCCAACGGCAUCGAACGGCAUCCCUGAAGAGGCCGCAGCAAAAGAGCCUGCAGUGACGAAUGGGGAGCCAACUGGUGCACCCACUCAAACCCCGCAGGUUGAUGCAGAAGGCUAUUCACAGAGACCCGAUACCGAAGACGAAAUUACUCGAAUCCAGCGGGAGGCUGCUGCCACCGACGAUUCGGGUAUCAACCUCACCAUCCGAGACCAGCCUAUCCCCGAGGAUGAAAGUGAGGCUAAAGAAGCAUUGAACCAAGUAGCAAACACCCUAAGACUUAAAGCACAGCAGUCGGGCGUUGCCCGUGGUCCAGGGACGGUUCGAGGCCGCCGGGAUGUAAGGAAUACCAUCUUUGUACCCCCUCCCUCAGGCGCUGGACAUAAUACCGAGAGCUCUGUUCCUGCCUUCAAUCUGGCUACGCCUGCAAAUACAGCGUCCCCUGAGAUGCCAAGGAGCUCAGUGUCACUUGAAAAGGCUGUCCACGAAGACCAUACGGUGCCAGAUAACACCUCCAUCCAUUCGUCACAGACCCUACACAGUCUCUCAGGGCCUAUCACACAUCCUGAAUUACCGGAACCUGGUCUCAAUGUUUCUAUAGUGGAAAAGCUAACCGCGAUGGUAGCGGAUGGGGUGGUUACCAGGUCGUUUGUCGUGGGUGAGCUUGCUCUUGCAUACAAUAACAAUUCAUCAGGGAAUGAGGCCCCGGAUACGGGGCUUAUCCGUCUAAACAACUUUGGUGUUUUGGAACGAGUUGCCGCAAACCCACAGUUUGUUACAGAGAAUGCACCAGUGCAAGCUAAUGAAGACGAACCCGCGAGUGAUGAUUCCCAGAAAGGCAUAUAUCAAGUGCGUCUAGCACCAAUUGCAGGACCCACACCGACAGUUGCCUUCAAAUACCAGGUCCAUCUUGACCCAUUGAAUCUAUCAUCUUACUGCCCUGUUAUCUUCACCCCGGUCUGGAAUGAAGAGGAGUUUCAAGCGAGUGUUAUUGUCCAAUAUUCGCUCAACCCACAAUUCAUAUCUCCUGACUCUGGUGCAUCGGUUGUCCUUCACAACCUACUGCUAUCAGUAAACUUGGAUAUAUCUCAAAUCGACGAAACCACGAUGCGCCCUCGUGAAGCUGCUAGGGCUGUAGGUGCUGCCAUGCACCCAAGCACUGGUGCUGUCUUCCGACGCAAAAACUCGUCUGUUACAUGGAAAAUCCCCGAACUAGAGGUUGGACCUGGCCAGGAUGGGAAAUUCCUCGCCAGGUUUACGACGUCAACUAGUUGGCCGAGGAGAGGCAAGGUAGAAGCCAAAUUUGACGCGACAUGCAGUGACAAUGCCUCGAGACUCGGCGUGAGCGUUUCUACUCCGCAGCUGACUGCAGCACAAGCGGGCAACAAGGACAAAGUGGAUGAUCCGUUCGCAGACGAUGACCUCAACACUGCCAAUGAACAAAGCCCCUCCGCAGAAACCUGGACAGAGCCUUUAAUUGAGCGUAAGCUCACUGUUGCAAACACCAACUAG